CGUCAGCGACUCAGGCGAUUGCCGCGACGGCUUGAUUGUCACUGGGUUUUGUUGCAAGCCUUGUCCGUCGCGAGCCUGUCGCGGGCGCCAUUCCCUAGCGAAGAGUCUGCCGCCAGAGGGGUCGAGACUGGAUCCCAUGACCACGACACACGAUUCAACUAACACUUGCCAGUCAUCAACCGAAUCACCUUAAUACUCGCAAUUGACGGCACUUUUUCUUGCAUCGAUUUGGCCUUCGACCAACCGCCAAGAUGGGUUGCGGAAUGAGCACGGAGGAGAAGGAGGGCAAGGCCCGGAACGAGGAGAUCGAGAACCAGCUGAAGAAGGAUCGCAUGCAACAGCGCAAUGAGAUCAAGAUGUUGCUUCUGGGUGCUGGUGAAUCCGGAAAGUCGACGAUUCUGAAGCAGAUGAAGCUCAUCCACGAAGGCGGCUACUCGCGCGACGAGCGCGAAUCCUUCAAGGAGAUCAUCUUCAGCAACACGGUUCAGUCGAUGCGCGUCAUCCUCGAGGCGAUGGAGUCCCUGGAGCUGCCGCUGGCGGACUCGAGGAUGGAAUACCACGUCCAGACCAUCUUCAUGCAGCCGGCACAGAUCGAGGGGGAUGUGCUGCCGCCUGAGGUCGGCAACGCCAUCGAGGCGCUUUGGAGGGAUGCUGGCGUCCAGAGCUGCUUCAAGCGAUCUCGAGAGUACCAACUCAACGACUCGGCAAGAUACUACUUCGAUAACAUCGCCCGUAUCGCCGCGCCCGACUACAUGCCCAACGACCAGGAUGUCCUGCGGUCGCGUGUCAAGACGACUGGUAUCACCGAGACCACCUUCAUCAUUGGCGAGCUUACGUAUCGCAUGUUUGAUGUCGGUGGCCAGCGAUCUGAGCGGAAGAAGUGGAUCCACUGCUUCGAGAACGUCACCACCAUCCUGUUCCUGGUCGCCAUCUCCGAGUACGACCAGCUGCUGUUCGAGGACGAAACCGUCAACCGUAUGCAGGAAGCCCUCACCCUCUUCGACUCGAUCUGCAACUCGAGGUGGUUCAUCAAGACGUCCAUCAUCCUCUUCCUCAACAAGAUCGACAGGUUCAAGGAGAAGCUGCCCGUCAGCCCGAUGAAGAACUACUUCCCCGACUACGAGGGCGGCGACGACUACGGUGCUGCGUGCGACUACAUCCUGAACCGCUUCGUCAGCCUGAACCAGCACGAGAGCAAGCAGAUCUACACACAUUUCACAUGCGCGACCGAUACAACACAGAUUCGCUUCGUCAUGGCGGCAGUGAAUGAUAUUAUCAUCCAGGAAAACCUCCGUCUCUGCGGGCUCAUCUGAGCGGCAAACACGACAGCCCCGUCGUUAUAGCCACGGAUCCACAAAUUCGCGUCGCCUAUGUUGAGUGCUCGGCAUAGAAGAUACCUCUCCCC
Messenger RNA from Chaetomium fimeti, 1405 nucleotides. Its product is annotated as guanine nucleotide binding protein, alpha subunit. Lineage: Eukaryota; Fungi; Ascomycota; Sordariomycetes; Sordariales; Chaetomiaceae. Gene Ontology annotation, cellular component: heterotrimeric G-protein complex. The record is from RefSeq and is a predicted model, not a curated record. Gene Ontology annotation, molecular function: G-protein beta/gamma-subunit complex binding; GTP binding; GTPase activity. Bases 252 to 1313 code for a protein of 353 amino acids. The transcript is spliced from 4 exons. Gene Ontology annotation, biological process: G protein-coupled receptor signaling pathway.